CCCCAGUCCCUCGUUACCAAACAAUUCAAUUGUUUUCGCAGUUUCUUUUCACUUUUGACAUAGUUUACUUCUCUUCUCAUAUCCUGAUACUUGAUAGUUGAAAUGCGCACCUCGUCGCUCAUUCUGGCGGCGGCCUCCGCCGUCUCUGUGUUUGGCGCCCCCCUGGAGAAGAAGGACAACUAUGACCCCCUUCCCGGAGGUGACUCCACGAUCCUGAACUACGCACUCACUCUGGAGUACCUAGAGAGGGCCUUCUACGGCCUGGGGCUCCAGCGGUUCUCCGAGGCCGACUUCUGCGAGUACGCGGGCGAAGUUGGCCAGAGCUUCUACAAUAACCUGCAGACCAUCUACGAGGACGAGAAGACGCACGUCGACUUCCUCAAGACGGCCCUCGGGGCCUCCGCCAUCCCCGAGCCGUCCUUCAGCUUUCCCGUCCCCAACGUCGAGUCCUUCAUCGGCCUCGCCGGUGUCCUUGAGGGUGUCGGCGUGUCCGCCUACCUUGGUGCCGCCGCCGUCAUCGCCGACAAGGCCUACCUCACCGCUGCGGGUUCCAUCCUGACCGUCGAGGCCCGCCACGUGUCCUACAUCCGCGCUGCCCUCCGCCAAAACCCCUUCCCCACCCCCUUCGACACCCCGCUCGACUUCAACCAGGUCUACUCUCUGGCCGCGCAGUUCAUCGCCGGCUUCGCCCCCGGCACCCCAGCGCUGCCGUUCAAGGCCUUCCCCACGCUGACCGUCGAUGCCAUCAGAGGGUCGAAGGCCGUUGUCUUCGAGGGCGCCUACGGGGCUGCCGUCGAGGCCAAGACCGUUCCCCAGGGCGACGUCUAUGCCGUUUUCUUCUCUGGCCUGGACACCUACUACAGCAAGGUCACCGUCAGCGGUGCCGAUUACGUCGUCUUCAUCCCGGCUGGCCCCAAGGGCCAGGUCUACGUCGUCCUCAGCACCGCCAACGGCAAGGACGCCAAGGUCUCUGACGAGAACACUGUCGCUGGCGUUGGAAUCCUCGAGAUCUAAAGGGGUUGGCUGGUGGACAGACCCAUCGACCUGGCUUGGUAGGUCAUGGCGGAGAGUCGCAGGUAGCGGUUCGGGGGCACUAUACGAAUACCUGAUGAAUUAUUCUUAUGAUCUCUUUCGUCUUCCUUGUAUUUAUUGAUGGUAUAACCCCGUGUCUCAAUGGUUUUUAUAGUUAAUUUAAUUCUUGCUCGGUGGUGUGUUCUGUGCAAGUAUGUAUUCCGGUUCGUCAAAGGGAAGGAAAGGCCUUCCUCAAGUUGAGAUCGGGGGAGUAAAUGA
Messenger RNA from Colletotrichum navitas, 1290 nucleotides. Its product is annotated as ferritin-like domain-containing protein. The record is from RefSeq and is a predicted model, not a curated record. The transcript is spliced from 3 exons. Lineage: Eukaryota; Fungi; Ascomycota; Sordariomycetes; Glomerellales; Glomerellaceae. The coding region runs from base 103 to 1014 and encodes 303 amino acids.